Conger conger (European conger) is the source of this 4105-nucleotide messenger RNA. It is a transcript of the gene klhl43, whose product is annotated as kelch-like family member 43. The coding region runs from base 553 to 2553 and encodes 666 amino acids. Gene Ontology annotation, cellular component: nucleus; cytoplasm. The record is from RefSeq and is a predicted model, not a curated record. NCBI's taxonomy places the organism in Eukaryota, Metazoa, Chordata, Actinopteri, Anguilliformes, Congridae. The transcript is spliced from 6 exons. Gene Ontology annotation, molecular function: protein binding.
UGGUAGGACCUCACUUCACUCAAACACUGGAACCCAAAGCUCACUGACAGGCAGGCAGGCAGACAGACAGACAGAGGACAGAGGAAAGAAGAGCGAAACAGCAAGAGAAAAGCAGAGAGCCAGAAGAGAAGUGAAAUAGAGAGCAACAAAAACUGAAGCAAAUUAGGAGGAAGAAGAAAGAGAAAGAGAGAGAGAGCAAGAGGUGCUGUGUGCAGCCGUGCUGAAACUUCAUUGACCUCCCUGCCCCGAAACUACCACCCCCACCCCUCCUUCACACCAGCGUAUCCAUCUGUCAGUCUCUCAGUCCCACUCUCAGUUAGGUGCAGAACGUAGGUGGUCAGUCUGUCAAAUCUGUCUGUCCAUAAUUCUGCCAGUCGGUCCCUGCAUAGAUUAAAGAGGGGCUGUCAGUCAUUGAAAGAGCCUGUCUGUCAUUGAAAACAAACAGUAACCCAGUUUGCCUGUCAGCAAGUUAGUAAGCAAUUUGAGAAGUUACGUUGGUUAAUCAGACAGCUACUCCAAGACUACCAGUGCCUACUGAGUUAUUACAGCAACAUGGCUCCUAAGAAGAAGGCAGCCCGCCAGAAGAAAGUGGAGCUGGAGACCACGGUGAUGGAGGGCGGGGUGGUGAUUGUGGAGGGUGUGAAGAAAAUCGGGGAGGCUCUGAACAUCGAGCAGCUGAACCGCAUGAACGGGCUCCCCCUGUCGCUGCCCAUCCCGGCGCCGGGGGUGAAGGGGCUGGGCCUGGGCAGCGAGCUGACCCGCCCGCUCCACGGCUCCGCCCUGCUGGAGGAACUGAGCCGCAUGCGUCAGGAGCGCUUCCUCACCGACCUGGAGCUGGCCAGCAAGACCAAGGCCUUCGACGUGCACAAGCUGGUCAUCUCCUCCGUCAGCCACUACUUCCGUGAGCUGCUGGCCAAGGACCCCGGGGUGAAGCGUGUGGAGCUGCCCUCCCUCUCGCCCCUCGGCCUGGCCAAUGUGAUCACCUUUGCGUACUUGGGGCGGGUCCACAUGUCCCUCUACACCAUUGGCUGCACUGUGUCAGCGGCCAGCGUGCUGCAGAUCCCCCAGCUGCUGCAGAUGUGCACGGACUUCAUGCUGGCCGAGCUGAACGCGCAGACGUGCGUGUACGUGUGGAACAUGGCCGCCGCCUACGGCCUGGACGAGGUCCGCGACGCAGCCCGCCGCUUUGUCCUGGAGAACUUCACCCAGUUCGCCGAAACGCCCCAGUUCACCCAGCUCACCCUGGAGCAGAUCACCGCCUUCUUGGAGGACGAUGCCCUCGUCCUCCCCUCAGAGCUCACCGCCUUCCAGAUGGUCAUGAAGUGGCUGGAUUUUGACCCCAAUCGCCAGGAGCACGGCGCAGAGCUGCUGUCCCAUGUGCGCUUCGAGACCAUCCCCGCCAGCGAGCUGGUCAGCGAGGUGCAGCCCGUGGCCCGAAUGAUGCAGGAUCCGCAGUGUCACCGCCUGCUGGUCAAAGCCAUGAACUACCACCUGCUGCCACACCAGCAGAACACCCUGCAGUCCCGCCGCACCAGCGUCCGCGGGGGCCAGAGCGUGCUGCUGUCCGUGGGGGGCCGGCCCUCCCUCACCGAGCGCGCUCUCAGCAGGGAGGUGCUCUGGAGGGACCCCCGUGAAGGCGUGGCCACCUGGCGCCACCUCACCCAGCUCCCCGCCAAGAGCUUCAACCAGAGCGUGGCGGUGAUGGACGGCUUCCUGUAUGUGGCCGGGGGGGAGGACCAGAACGACGCACGCAACCAGGCCAAGCACGCAGUCAACACCCUCAGCAGAUAUGACCCGCGCUUCAACACCUGGAUCCACCUGAGUGGCAUGCGUCAGCGGCGCACGCACUUCAGCCUGGUGCCCAGCGGGGGGCGCCUGUACGCCAUCGGGGGGCGGAACGUGGAGGGCCUGCUGGCCACCAUCGAGAGCUACCUGCCGUCCUCCAACAGCUGGCAGCCCCGCGCCCCCAUGGAGCUCGCCCGCUGCUGCCACGCCAGCGCCGUGCUGCCCUCCGGAGACAUCCUGGUGACCGGAGGCUACAUCAACUGUGCCUACUCGCGCUCGGUGGUGAGCUACAGCCCCGAGACGGACAGCUGGAGCGAGUGCGCGGGGCUGGCCACGCCCCGAGGCUGGCACUGCGCGGCGGCCCUGGGCGGGAAGGUGUACGUGGCGGGAGGCAGCCAGCUGGGUGCGGGGGGCGAGCGCGUGGACGUGCUGGCCCUGGAGGUCUUCUCCCCGGAGAGCGGGGAGUGGGGCCAGGCCGCUCCGCUGCCCCUGGGGGUGAGCACGGCCGGCCUCUCCACCCUCGGGGACCACGUCUACCUGCUGGGAGGGUGGAACGAGGCGGAGAAGCGCUACAAGGCGGCCGUGCAGCGCUACGACCCCGGCACCGACAGCUGGUCCCCCGGCGAGGAGCUGCCCGAGCCCACGGUGGGCGUGUCCUGCUGCACCCUGACCCUGCCCCCGCGCCACGCAUCACGCAGGCAGCGCCACGCCCCCGGGCCAGGCUCCGCCCACGAGGACAGCACUCCACUGCAGCCCACCAGUGGCUGAGAGGGACAGAGAGAACAGGAGAGAAAGGGAGAGAUGGGAAAGAGAGAGGGGAGGGAAGAAAGAAUGAGAAAGAAAGGAGGGGAGUCGUUGGAUAGAUUUGGGAUGGUAAAGAGAAGGGAGGAAGGAGGGAGGGUUAGAAAUACAACUGAAAGAAAAAAAUGGCGACUGUGUCCUAGAGGUAGUGAAUGUCACACUGUAUCAUAAUUACUGAAUGUGUGUUUGAGAUAGUUUUUGUGUGAAUGAUAGAGGAGAAUCUGUGUAUUUCUAUUUAUCCUGUCCUUUGGUAUACAAAAUAAUACAUAGCCAUAACAAAUGUAUAGACAGUCUUCACACAAGAUCAUGUUAUCAGGAUUAUUUAUUUACGUCAUUUCUUGUACUGUAAUUUACAUAUUUAACUCAAGGAAAGCUUGAGAUAGUAGUGGGGAAAAACAGUGGGGGAAAAAAAGAAAAAAAGAUGUUUUUAUAUGUGCAAUGAAGCAUUAGUUUAGAACAAGAGGUAGAAGGAGGGAUGGAGGGAUAUGAACAGAUGUUAGAGAUGAGUGGAAAAGACACUGCUCACAGACAAUACUGACAGACACAGGUUAGAAACGCAUGAGCUCACCUUUAAUCCCCAAAGUAUUCUAACCCUCGUUCGUCUCAUAGCCAGCCCACCCCAACAGGAGAUUCUAUUAUACACAGCACAAUCCCACCACAACUAAAACCAAGAUGAUAGUAGAAUUACUUCACUCAGGCAACACUUGAAGAGAUUACAUUCACAAAGACUGUUUAGUACAUCAAUUUAUGGCUAUGUAGAUCAUUUUGAAAUGUAAACAAUGACUAACCAAGCCCGUUAUCUUGAACACAAUGUCAAAAAAAUCUGGACAUUCUUUCGCCUGAAUGGGUGACAUUCGGACAUAUUUAAUAGCAGAGUGGGCUGACCCUUGACCUCAGGGGUAGAGUACUCCAAAGACAGGGCUCAGCUGCUCACUCGUCUGUGGGCUCAGUCACCCCGGCCCAUCACCACCACCUUCCCUUCAACUACUCAAGACAAGAACCAGUGAAACUCCAGCAGAAGGCCCAGCUAAUGCAGAGCUGCGGUACCUGGGCACUUUAACUGGAUUAGCGUUUGGCCCAGGGGUGGCACGGUGGUGCAGUGAGUAGCGCCAACACCUCACAGGAAGGAGGGAGCGAAUCUGAAUUCCGACCACAGCCUUCCUGCAUGGAGCAUGCAUGUUCUCCCUGUGUCCGCGUGGGUUUCCUCCCACAGCCCAAAGACAUGCAGGUCAGGUUAAUUGAAGAACCUAAAUUGUCCCCAAGGUAUGAAUAUGUAAAUGAGUGGUGUAUGGGUCCCGUGAUGGAUUGGUGUCCUGUCCAGGGUUUAUUCCAGUCCCCCUGCAACCCUGAGCAGGAGUACGAGGUUUAGUAAAUGGACGGACUACCUGGCGAAUCUGGCUCCUUUUAAUUUAACGAUUGAGAAACAGUCCAGUCCACAGCAACAUCCUGAAUCAAAGCUGUGGGCAGGGAGAUGUGUUCCUGGGGUUUCACUGAAUAAAGCCACCUUGAUCAAACCAAA